GUUGUCUGUUGUUGCCCAAAUGAGGAUGGGUUCCCUUUUGAGUCUGGUUCCUCUUGAGGUUUCUUCCUCGUGUCGUCCGAGGGAGUUUUUCCUUGCCACCAUCACCACAGGCUUGCUCAUUGGGGAUCUAUCGCUCCAGUGUUCUAAUGGUACAGUGUGUUUGCUCAUUGCGUCAGAAGGCUAAUGGAUGAUCAGAAAACCCUUGUACAAUCAUGUUAGCACAGCUGAAAACCGUUUAGCUCUUUAGAGAAGCUAUAAAACUGACCUUCCUUUGAGCAGAUUGAGUUUCUGGAGCAUCACGUUUGUGGGGUCUAUUAAAUGCUCAAAAUGGCCAGAAAAAUGUCUUGACUAUAUUUUCUAUUCAUUUUACAACUUAUGGUGGUAAAUAAAAGUGUGACCUUUCAUGGAAAACAAAAAAUUGUCUGGGUGACCCCAAACUUUUGAACGCGUGUGUGGGGGAGAGAUGUAUAAUAUUACACACACACACACACACCAUUUAAUCAACAGCAGGUGCAUUGACUGCCACUCACCUUCCUUGGCCCCGCCCUCCAUUCUCAAACUGCUGCUAGGCCAUGUCCCCAAUGCCACAUACCCCCACUGGUCGACUUGGGCCGGGGAGCCAUCCAUCCUGCAGUGGACUCCCCCUCCAAUGGAACAGGAAGUCUGCCACCAUGGUCUGUGCCCUGGCCUGUGGACCACCUCGAAUGUAAACGGCUGGAGGGUGAGAUACCAACGGGUGAUCCGUGCAUUGGCAUCCGUCAUGCGGUGGAGCCACUUGAGGGGCACGUGGUCUGAACAGAGAGUGAAGGGGCACCCCAGCAGGUAGUAUUGGAAGCUGUGUGAGGACAUGAAAACGGAGACAUCCACGGAUGGAGAGACCUCAGAAGCCUGUGUGAAGAAAGAGGAGACGCUGGAGCUGAAAAUCUACAACUAUGGAGACGAUCUCGACAACCCACCUGAAGGUCUCUCUGUUAAAGUGGAAGAUCCUGACAAUAAAGACCAUCUCUACUGUGAAGUUUGCAAAUCCUUCUUCCUCAACAAAUGUGAGGUUCAUGGACCACCCCUCUUCAUCCCAGAUACUCCUGUUCCCAUGGGAGUCCCUGACCGAGCCAGACAAACUCUUCCUCCUGGGCUAGAAAUCCAGAAGUCCAGUAUUCCUGAUGCAGGCCUGGGAGUGUUUAAUAAGGGGGAGACUGUUCCAGUAGGUGCACACUUCGGACCCUGCCAGGGAGAGCUGGUGAACAGAGAAGAAGCCAGGAACAGUGGAGACUCCUCGGUUGUACGCAAGAGCAUGCAGUGUGAAGAAUACAUCGAUGCCAAGAGAGAGGCGCAUGUGAAUUGGAUGAGGUAUGUGAAUUGUGCCCGUAAUGAAGAAGAACAGAAUCUUGUGGCAUUUGAGUAUCAAGGGGGAAUUCUGUAUCGUUGCUGUCGAUCCAUUAACCCAGGACAGGAGCUCUUGGUGUGGUAUGAAGAGGAGUACACCAAAGAAGUCAGUCCUGCACCAACAGGAACAACCAGACAGCAAGAAGUAAAGAACGCUCUGCUGCAAGUCUUUUCCUGCUCCACAUGCCCUCGUUCUGAUGCAUCUCAAAUUUACCUCGACAAACAGAUCCAGAGAUGCCACUAUGAAGAGUAUGUGAGACUGCGAGAAUCAGGAGAGAUUAAAUAUGAGCUUCAGAUCCCCUCCAAAUGCUCCAGUCGUCAGCCAACAUCAGCUGAUAUGAUCCAUUCUGAUACUUCCCAUAAUGAUAUACAGAAGGAAAUUCACCACUGCUCAGAUUGUGGAAAGAGUUUUAGUCAUCAGAAUGCACUCAAAACACACCAGCGCAUUCACACAGGAGAGAAGCCGUAUCACUGCUCACAGUGUGGGAAGUGUUUUACUCAGCAGAGUAAUCUCCAACAACACCAGCGAAUUCACACAGGAGAGAAGCCGUAUCACUGCUCACAGUGUGGGAAGAGUUUUACUGAACGGAGUGCUCUCCGACGACACCAGCACAGUCACACAGGAGAGAAGCUGCAUCACUGCUCACAGUGUGGGAAGUGUUUUACUCGUCAGAGUGAUCUCCAAAUACACCAGCGCAUUCACACAGGAGAGAAGCCGUAUCACUGCUCACAGUGUGGGAAGAGUUUUACUCAGCAGUCUCAUCUCCAUCAACACCAGCGCAUUCACACAGGAGAGAAGCUGCAUCACUGCUCACAGUGUGGGAAGAGUUUUACUCGUCAGAGUGCUCUCCAAAUACAUCAGCGCAUUCACACAGGAGAGAAGCCGUAUCACUGCUCACAGUGUGGGAAGAGUUUUACUGAACGGAGUGCUCUCCAAACACACCAGCACAUUCACACAGGAGAGAAGCCAUAUCACUGCUCACAGUGUGGGAAGAGUUUUACUCGUCAGAAUAAUCUCCAACGACACCAGCACAGUCACACAGGAGAGAAGCCGUAUCACUGCUCACAGUGUGGGAAGAGUUUUACUGAACGGAGUGCUCUCCGACGACACCAGCGCAUUCACACAGGAGAGAAGCCGUAUGACUGCUCACAGUGUGGAAAGAGUUUUACUCAGCAGAGUAAUCUCCAACAACACCAGCGCAUUCACACAGGAGAGAAGCCGUAUCACUGCUCACAGUGUGGGAAGAGUUUUACUGAACGGAGUGCUCUCCGACGACACCAGUACAGUCACACAGGAGAGAAGCCGUAUCACUGCUCACAGUGUGGAAAGAGUUUUACUCGUCAGGGUACUCUCCAACAACACCAGCGUAUUCACACAGGAGAGAAGCUGCAUCACUGAUCAUAGUGUGGAAAGAUGUUUACUUAGGCUACGUUCACACUGCAGGCUGAAGUGACUCAAAUCCGAUCUUUUCGCCCAUAUGUGACCUGUAUCCGAUCUUUUAUUGACAAUAUGAACGACACAGAUCCGAUUUUUUCAAAUCCGACCCAGGCCGUUUGGAUAUGUGGUCCUAAUUCCGAUUCCUAUCUGCUCUUUUCAUAUGCGACUUCAGUCUGAACCGCCAGGUCGCAUUCAUCCGACUUACACGUCAUCAACAAGCCACAAACAUCACUAUUCUGCGCUGAAGUAGGCGGCGGGUCUCUCAAAAAAAGUUACAACAACAUGGCGCAUAAUCAUGAGCGCAGAUAGAGGGGGGGACUCGUCCCACCCAGAUUUAAAUUCACCUCGUUCGGUCCCCCCCACUUAUAGGGAGGAAAAAACGUCUGUGCUGUCUUUCUUUGCAUAAGGCAAACCUCACGGAAAAAUCAAAAGACUACCAUUCGGUUUAUUGAGGUGCACGGCAGUGUAUACAUAGUUGCAACAACUCACAUAAAACAAAAGAAAGACUGAUAUUCGGUUGGUUGAGCUGCGCAGACUGCACAGGUUGCGAGCUCGAGCUUGGUUGCUAUGGUAACCCACAAGAAGUUUGACAGGCAUAUCGGGUUUGGGGUUGGUUUGCUGGCAGCUUUGUCCCCCCCAGUUUUUUGUCCCCCCCAGUUCAAAAAACGUAUCUGCGCCCCUGCGCAUGACAUCAAUGCGGGGGACGCUUCGGGCUGUGAAGGUUCUGAAUCUUCUCAAUGGAAGGACGCAGAGGUUAGGGAGCUGAUUUCCAUUUGGGGGGAUACAGCUAUUCAAGCUAGAUUGGAUGGGUCAUACCGCAACCGGGCAGUUUUACUUCCGUAAACACUGGCCAUGCUCACUGCGUGUGACGUCGUCGUAUCCUGCAAUGCGCAUGCGGAACACUUUUAGGUCGCUUUUCGUUCAUACUGAGGAUCACAUACAAGUCGCAUAUAUUUGUUAAUGUGAAUGACCUCACAAAAAAAUCGGAAUUGAGCAUUAAGCCUUGCAGUGUGAACGUAGCGUUAGUCACUUACAUUUAAAACCUACAAGUGCACUAACUCAGACAUUGCAUGAUUUAAAGUUGUCAAAUUAAAUAUGGUUAUUACAGUUUUGGCUGAAAAUGACCUGUACUUUGAACUUUAUUGUUCAUGUUACACUGGUCAACAAUUUUUCAGAAGUUGUCUGCUUCAGAAAUGAAAUUGGCUAUUAUGAAAUUUGUUGUGUUGAAUUAAAAGUGACAAUCAGCUGAUUGGCUAUGGCUUCCAAGAUAUUUAAGAUUUUAUACUUAUGUACAUUGUGUAGAUCGUAAUGUUUUAAGUAUAAAUUGUAAAACUAGGUCUCUUCAUGUGUUUAUGGUUAGUUUACAUGAUGUUUCACCUGUUCUCUUUAUGUAACACUAGAAAAUCAGCAAAAAGUUUAUAUAAAUAAAAUGUAUUAUGAACCAAAUGGCAAAAAACAAUUAUGUGUAAGUACUGAAUAGGUUUAGUCCUUAUUCUGUGUGUAUGCAGUGGGUUUUUAUUUAUUUAUUUGGCAACUUGUCUCUUGUAUUCAUGAAACGGAGCAUCUCUUGUCAAGCAAAGACUUGAUCUCGAGUGCAUAGCACUAUGUUGUUGUUUUUUUUUGAGAGCUGAUAUAAGACAGUUUGUUCAGCAGAGUGAUGUCAGUUGACUUAUGAAUGCAUCAUCAGUGACUUCUAGGAAUAAUGAUGCAAUACCGGCUUCAGAUUGCAUCAUUCAUUGUUUUGCCAAAAAAGUAAGUACUAUCCAAACCCACUCAGAUUUAUUCAUAGAGCCAAGCUUGAAAACGAGCCAAUGAACAAUUUUGAGUUUCAUUUUCGUUCUCAGUGAUCCAGAAUUAGUAAAGUUUGACUAUAUUUAUUUCAGAAGCUGUAGACCAGUGUUCUAUGACUGUUUUAAAAUAUGUAACCUUAUAGUGAUGCUUAAAAUGAGACUGUUAAUGUUUUCUUUUGCUCUUCAGUAGUCAUUAAUUCCCACCAUACAAGUAAUGAUGUAACUGUAACACUAUUAUCAGUGUAGUACUGCAGCAUAAGACUAAUUGUUCAUGGAAUUAUUCCUGAUCAGGAGUUUAAUGUACUAUGUUUACUGGAAAUGUCGAUCAAACCAAAUGAGUACGGAGCACUUAAAUAAAGCUCGUCCAACUAUAUGCAUCUACCUUGUCUCACUGGUUGAGGAGAGGGUAUCAAAGAUGUUUAUUAUAAUAAUCUAGGAAUUGUACAAAAACCUGAACAAAAAUUCAGUAUGUUUGAAGUUCUUUAUCCUAACAUUCUUCUUCUUUAGGUGUCAGGUCUGGUCUUGCAGACAUCGACGAUCAUGGCUCUCCAUUCCUCUCUGCAUUCAGUCCGUCUGAUGAGAUCAAUGGUAGAGAACUGGUGGUUCGUUGCGAUCUUGUUCAGGCUGUCUGUGAACUUUGUCCGCUGUCUUCCUCUGCUUUUUUUGCCAAUGAUCUUUCCUAACAGCAAGCACUUUUCCAAUCCGUUUGCUCUCAUUAUGUGCCCAAAGAAUUUCAUUUGUCUUUCAAGGAUGGUGUUGAGGAGUGAUCUCUUGUACCCCGCCAUUUGCAUUACUACCUCGUUUGUUUUUCUUUCUGUCCACGAGACCCUCAGGAUUCUCCUUGUAAACCAUGUCUCAACUGCUUCCAGGCGGCGUUCAGUAUCCUUUGUCAAAGUCCAGCAUUCGCACCCAUAGAGAAGGAUUGACCAUAUAUAGGUCUUCAAGGUCCUGAUUUUUGUGUUGAGGCUUAUGUUUCUGUUUG
This is a messenger RNA of Neoarius graeffei (lesser salmon catfish), 5593 nucleotides long. RefSeq names its product histone-lysine N-methyltransferase PRDM9-like. The transcript is spliced from 6 exons. The record is from RefSeq and is a predicted model, not a curated record. Gene Ontology annotation, biological process: central nervous system development; regulation of transcription by RNA polymerase II. Gene Ontology annotation, cellular component: nucleus. NCBI's taxonomy places the organism in Eukaryota, Metazoa, Chordata, Actinopteri, Siluriformes, Ariidae. Gene Ontology annotation, molecular function: DNA-binding transcription factor activity, RNA polymerase II-specific; protein binding; histone methyltransferase activity. The coding region runs from base 848 to 2782 and encodes 644 amino acids.